Talaromyces amestolkiae is the source of this 948-nucleotide messenger RNA. RefSeq lists its product as uncharacterized. Gene Ontology annotation, cellular component: mitochondrial inner membrane. The record is from RefSeq and is a predicted model, not a curated record. NCBI's taxonomy places the organism in Eukaryota, Fungi, Ascomycota, Eurotiomycetes, Eurotiales, Trichocomaceae. Bases 1 to 948 code for a protein of 315 amino acids. Gene Ontology annotation, biological process: mitochondrial ADP transmembrane transport; mitochondrial ATP transmembrane transport. Gene Ontology annotation, molecular function: ATP:ADP antiporter activity. The transcript is spliced from 5 exons.
AUGGCUUCCCAAGGCGACAAGACCGUCUUCGGCAUGCCCGGAUUCGUUGUCGACUUUUUGAUGGGUGGUGUUUCUGCUGCUGUCUCCAAGACUGCUGCUGCCCCUAUCGAGCGUGUCAAGCUCCUCAUCCAGAACCAGGAUGAGAUGCUUCGCGCCGGUCGUCUCGACCGCAAGUACGCCGGUAUCAUGGACUGCUUCCGUCGUACCGCCGCUGCUGAGGGUGCUAUGUCCUUGUGGCGUGGUAACACUGCCAACGUUAUCCGUUACUUCCCUACCCAGGCCUUGAACUUUGCUUUCCGUGACACCUACAAGAGCAUGUUCGCCUUCAAGAAGGAGCGUGAUGGAUACUGGUGGUGGAUGGCCGGUAACUUGGCCUCUGGUGGUGCUGCUGGUGCCACUUCCCUCCUCUUCGUCUACUCCCUCGACUACGCCCGUACCCGUCUUGCCAACGACGCUAAGUCCGCCAAGGGCGGCGGUGACCGUCAGUUCAACGGUCUCGUUGACGUCUACAAGAAGACCCUUGCUGCUGAUGGUAUUGCUGGUCUCUACCGUGGUUUCUCUGUCUCCGUUGCUGGUAUCAUCGUCUACCGUGGUCUCUACUUCGGUAUGUACGACUCGCUCAAGCCUGUCGUCCUCGUCGGUCCUCUUGAGGGUAACUUCCUUGCUUCUUUCUUGCUCGGUUGGUCCGUCACCACUGGUGCUGGUAUUGCUUCUUACCCUCUUGACACCAUUCGUCGUCGUAUGAUGAUGACCUCUGGUGAGGCCGUCAAGUACAAGUCUUCCUUCGAUGCCGCUCGCCAGAUCGCCGCCAAGGAGGGUGUCAAGUCCUUCUUCAAGGGUGCCGGUGCUAACAUCCUCCGUGGUGUUGCUGGUGCUGGUGUGUUGUCUAUCUACGACCAGGUUCAGCUCGUCCUCUUCGGCAAGAAGUUCAAGGGUGGCUCUGGUUAA